This is a messenger RNA of Ustilaginoidea virens, 2481 nucleotides long. RefSeq lists its product as uncharacterized. Gene Ontology annotation, cellular component: nucleus. Lineage: Eukaryota; Fungi; Ascomycota; Sordariomycetes; Hypocreales; Clavicipitaceae. Gene Ontology annotation, biological process: rRNA processing. The coding region runs from base 1 to 2481 and encodes 826 amino acids. Gene Ontology annotation, molecular function: RNA helicase activity; nucleic acid binding; ATP binding. The transcript has 2 exons. The record is from RefSeq and is a predicted model, not a curated record.
AUGGCGAGCCAAACACCCGCACGGCAUCCCAAGCCGCCAAAGCAGACCAAAACCGAUCUUCGGCAGCAGAAGCGAAAACGCGACCACGAGCAUCUGCAGCAACUGGACCAGGCUGUCGCCAACCUUGAUCCCGCCUCGACCGAAGUCAGAAACUUUGCCCACCUGCCUCUGUCGGAACCCACCCUCGCCGGCCUCAAGGCGUCGCAUUUCCAGGCCUUGACCGAGGUCCAGCAGCAAGCCAUCCCCCUCGCCCUCCGGGGCAAGGACGUCCUCGGCGCCGCCAAGACGGGCAGCGGCAAGACGCUGGCCUUCCUGGUCCCCGUGCUGGAGAAGCUGUACCGGGCGCAAUGGACCGAGUACGACGGCCUGGGAGCCCUCGUCGUCUCCCCCACGCGCGAGCUGGCGGUGCAGAUCUUCGAGGUCCUCCGCAAAAUCGGUCGCUACCACGUCUUCUCCGCCGGCUUGGUCAUUGGCGGCAAGAGCCUCAAGGAGGAGGCGGAGCGGCUGGCCCGCAUGAAUAUCCUGGUCUGCACGCCUGGCCGCAUGCUGCAGCACCUCGACCAGACGGCCGGCUUCGACGCCAACAACCUGCAGCUGCUCGUCCUGGACGAGGCCGACCGCAUCAUGGACAUGGGCUUCCAGUCAGCCGUCGACGCCCUGGUCGAGCACCUGCCCACCUCGAGGCAGACCCUCAUGUUCAGCGCCACCCAGAGCAACAAGGUGUCCGACCUGGCCCGGCUGAGUCUCAAGGAACCCGAGUACGUCUCUGUCCACGAGGCCGCGACCACGGCCACGCCGGCCAAGCUCCAGCAGCACUACAUCGUCACGCCCCUGCCGGAAAAGCUCGACACCCUGUACGGCUUCAUCAAGUCCAAUCUCAAGAGCAAGAUCAUCGUCUUCUUGAGCUCCGGAAAGCAGGUCCGCUUCGUCUAUGAGAGUUUCCGCCAUCUCCAGCCGGGCACCCCGCUGCUUCACCUGCACGGCCGGCAAAAGCAAGUCGCCCGGCUCGAAAUCACGUCCCGAUUCACCGCCGCCAAGCACUCUUGCCUCUUCGCCACGGACGUCGUCGCCCGGGGCAUCGACUUCCCCGCCGUCGACUGGGUCAUCCAGGCAGACUGCCCCGAAGACGUGGACACGUACAUUCACCGCGUCGGCCGCACCGCCCGGUACGAGAGCCACGGCCGAGCCGUCUUGUUCCUUGACCCAAGCGAAGAGCCAGCCAUGGUCAAGCGGCUGGAGCAGAAGAGGAUACCCAUCCAGAAAGUAAACGUCAGGGAGAGGAAGAAGAAGUCGAUAAAGAACGACCUGCAAAACAUGUGCUUCCAAAACCCCGACUUGAAGUACCUCGGCCAAAAGGCCUUUAUCAGCUACGCUCGCGCCAUACACCUGCAGAGGGACAAGGACGUCUUCAGCCUGCAAAAACUCGACCUCGACGCCUUUGCCGCCGCGCUCGGCCUUCCCGGCACUCCCCAGAUCAAGUUCCACAGGGGCGACGACGUCAAGAAGAUCAAGAACGCACCCAGAGACGGCAUGUCGAGCGGCUCAGAGUCCGACAUGGAUCUCGAGGGAGAGUACGACAGGACCACCAAGGAGGAGAAGGAGAUGGAGAGGAAGAUGGAGAGGAACAAGAAGAGCAAAGUCCGCACCAAGUACGACAAGAUGUUUGAGCGCCAAAACCAAGACGUCUUGUCCAAGCACUACUCCAAGCUCGUCGUCGUCGACGACCAGGCAAACGGCCAAGGCGACUCAGACGACGACGACGACGACUUCCUCUCGGUCAAGCGCCGCCUCAACGACGACGAUCUCGACGCCGAGGUGCAAAAGGGCCACGCCAGCCAAGCCAAGGCCAUACAGGGCCUGGGCGGCGACGAACCCUACGUGGUCGACUCGAAGCGCCGCGAGAAGGCGCUCAAGUCCAAGAAGAAGAUGCUCAAGUUCAAGGGCAACCCGACGAAGCUGGUGUUUGACGACGAGGGCAACGCCCACGAGAUUUACGAGCUCCAGGACCUGGAGCACGACUUCAAGAGCCAGGGCCCGGCCGACGAGCAGAGGGAACGGUUUGUCGAGAGCGAGUCGGCGCGCGUCAGGCAGGCAGACGUGGACGACAAGCAGCUCGCCAGGCAGAAGAAGCGCGAGAAGCGGGAGAGGAGAAGGGCCCUGGAGCGCGGGGAAGUGCCCGACGGGGGCGGCGACGGCGACGGCGACAACGACGACGACGACGAUGACAACGCAGCGCCCAUGCUGGUGGGCGGCGGCGGGGCCGACGGCGAGGAUCCCCUGGCGCUUCUGCGGUCGUUGCCCCGGGCCGGGGCGCGCGGCGGAGACUCGGAGGAUGAGCCGCCGCCGAGGAAGAGGAAGAAGAAGUGGUUCCAGGAUGACGACGACAAACCCUGCGGCGGGGGCAAGGUGCUGCACGUGACGGAGGAGCCGGAAACGCUGCAAGACUUGGAGACUCUGGCGACGGGGCUGCUGGAUGGGUGA